AUUUGCUAUAUUUAGCAAUGGCCGACGGAAUGUGUAUUGUAAUGUAGACAUUUUAUUAUUUUCAUCGUUUGCUGCAUAAUGAGAUAUCCGAGGCCAAUUUUCUGGAAGCAAAUCCCUGUUUUUGGCACCUGAGGAUGAAUGGUGAUACUGACAUAUAAAGAAAAAGAUGUAAGAAUAGGAAGUACAGUAAAUCAACAUGAGGACAAUUAAAGAUCCCAAGAAGAAGCCGGAGUUGCGACGCCGGACUGAUCUUGUUGAAGAAGAGGAUGAUGCUGAUGAUCGUUCAACAAAAAGUACACCACCGAAAAAACGUAAAACUGCUAAAGCUUCAAAAGAUGAAAGUUCUAGUUUAAACGAUUCAGGUAGUUUUGUUGAUAACCAGAGCGACAUUUUGUCUGAGCGAAGCAGUGUUAUAGGUGAUGAUGAUGCAUCAGAUAUCUCUUCUUUGAAGAGUACUCCACCAAAAAAGCGUAGUUAUAAUAGAGUUUUGAAUAAAAGUCCAGAAGUAAAUGGUGAAACUGUAAUGGACAAUGAAGAUCUCCCUGAAAAGAAAUCAAAGCCUAAAAAGAAAGUGAAGAAUUCUGAACUGCCAUCUACAGAAGAUACAGAAACAAAAGAAACUCCAGAGAAAAAAUUACCAAAAGCAAAGAAAAAGGUGUCCAAACAACUGAAUAAAGCAGAAACAAAUGACCUUGGUGGUGAUGAAACUGAUAAAAAAUCAGACACUAAAAAGAAAAACCAGUUGAGGAAAAAUGCAGCCAAACCAAAAACUGAUACUGAAGAUGGAACUGUAGUUAAGAAAAAGCCUGGUAGGAAAAGAAAGCUGUCAGGUAUUCAAAAUGAGAGCAAUAAUGAAAAGGAAGGAGAAUCAAAAGAAACUGUUACAAAACUUAAGAAAGGGAAAAAGACAAAGAAACAGCUACUGAAAGAAGAAGCUCAAUCAGAGUUAAAAAGACAGACUGAAGAAUUAAGGAAAACCCAUGCAGAAAAGUCUAAUUUAAUUGGAAAAUCAGAUGUUGCAGAGACAAAUGAAGCGAAGGGUGUCAAAAAUAAAACAAAGAAAAAGAUUCCAUCUCCAGGGAAGGAGAAGACUGCUGAAAAAGAUGAAGGUGAUAAAGUUGUGAAUGAUCUGAAAGAAACGGAUGAUAUUCCUACAAAUACAAAUCUGGUAGGACCAGAUCAUUCAGAUUCUGAAGAUGCUGCUAAUGAUUCUGAUGAAAGUUCAGAUCUUGAUACAAGUUUUGAUAGCAUUAAUAGUGAUCGUAAAGAUAACAUUAGUCAUGAAGCUGAAAAUGAUUUAGAAAAGGGACACAGUGAGGAAAUUCAUGCUGGAAACAAAUCUGAGCCAGCUAUAAAAUGUGAUGAGUGUGGUUACAUUUCUCGAAGCAAAGGUGGACAUACAAGGCACUUAAGAAAGUGUCAGCCAGAGAAGUUAGGUUUAGAACCAGAAUUAAUCUCAAAACCAAAAUUUCAUCAGUGUGAGGAAUGUGAAUACUCUGCUCCAAAACGGGUGCUUGUAAUAAACCAUAUGAGAACUCACGGAAUCUAUCAGUGUAAACGGUGUAAAUAUCGUGCAGACAGUGAUGAGAUUUUAGAGGAUCAUUGUGCACAAGAACACAAAGACAGAAGUGAUUGCAAAUUUUGCAAAAAUUGUAAUCGUUAUGUUAAAUGUAGUGAAAUUCCUCUCGAAAAACAUAUGGAGGAGUGUCAAGGAAGAAUUCCUUUCAAAUGUCCAGAGUGUUCGAAAGAAUUUCAGUAUGAGUCUUCCUUAAAAUGUCAUGUUGUUUCUCAUUACCCUGACCAACCAAAACUGUUUAGUUGCGACCAGUGUGAUUAUAAAUCAAACUAUAAAGCAAAUUUGAAAAAGCACAUACGACAUAUACAUGAGCAGAGAGGGGAACGGAAUGUAAAAUGUACUGAAUGUGACAAAUUAUUUUAUACGGAAGACAAUAUGAAACGUCAUUUAAAAUUGCAUUCAGAAGAGCGACCUUAUAAAUGUGAAAAGGACGAUUGUAACAAAGCAUUUAAAACCCCAAAUGGUCUCAAAUUUCAUUUAAUAUCACAUCAGACUGACCGCCCAUUUCCAUGUGACAUUGAAGGAUGUGAGAAAAGCUUCAAAUCUACACGGGCGCUAGCCCUACAUUUAAACGAAACCCAUCAAAAGGCACCAAAGAAUUUCAAGUGUGAAGAAGAGGGCUGUGAAAUGGCGUUUUACAAGAAGUGUCAUCUGGAUAGACAUACUGAUGCACACAAAGACAACAGAACUCAUUUUUGCACGUAUAUAACGUGCACAAAGGCAUUCAGGACAGCCGACUCAUUAAAAGUUCAUUCUCUUGUGCACUCUGACGAGAAACCACUGAAAUGCGAACACUGUGAAUACACGUGCAGACAGAAGAACUCAAUAAGGUUUCACAUGAAGAAAAAACAUCCUGAACUUUUACCUGAUGAUCUCGUAUCUCUCAAAUCAACUACCGGUACUGUUAGCGGCCAUACUGUAUCAAAAAUUGAAUCAGCAGCGAACAGUAUUAUUAAAGCUGACGGUGAUCAUGAGAAUUUGCCAGCGGCAAGUUCGGACACUUUAAAUAGUAUUUCUGAACAAUCUUUAUUGACAGAUAGUAUGAAAAAUACAACUGUUGAUGAUGCUACCAUAAAAUUGGAAACCCAUGCGAGAACAAUACAUGAUAGUGGUGAUUCAUUUGUAGCAAGAAUGACACCUGUAGGUGAGAAGUCGCAUUCAGAUAAUGAAAUUCCACCUGAAAGUAAAGUUAACUUAACAGAUGCUAAAAUGGUGCCAUCAGAGUUUGAAAUCAAUCACACUUCAGUUUCGACCAAUCAAAACCAUUGUGACAGUCAGACUGCAACAACAUGUACCAAUGAUCUGCAAGAAUUAAAGGAAACCCCGAGAAAAGUAAAGAAGACAGACAUGUAUGAGUUCCAGAGUGAAGAUGAAUCCAGUGAUGAAAUGAGGCCAGGGUUGCUUCGUAAGGACUAUGACAAGGAUAAACCACCCCUUCCCCCUGUUGAUGCCAAGCAUUUGCCUGAAAUCAGCAAAACUCCUAAAGAAGAAAAACCAGAACCUGAGGAGGCAGAAAAACCACAGAAAGUCCGUAAAAAGCCAGGACCAAAGCCAAAACCUAAACCUGAAAAACAAGAAACUGAAGAAGUUAAGGUACCUAAGAAACGGGGACGAAAGAAAAAGAGUGAACUGGAAAAACAGAAAAAAGAAAAUAAAGAUAAAGAUGAAAAUAUUGAGAAACCAAAGGAGAAAUCAGAGAAAACAAAACCAGGAAAGCGAGGUAGAGGGAGGUCACCAAAGGCGAAGAAGGAGGAGAAAAAUAAAAAUGAUGAUGAUGAUGAUGAUGACGAUGAUGAUGAUGAAGCUCCUCCUCCACCAAAACGAAAAGGUAGACCUCCGAAAAAGAAACCAACAGAAGAAAAGCAAGAAGUAAAGGUUCCAAAGAAACGAGGAAGGAAGAAAAAGGUUGUUAAAGAAGAAGAGGAGAAAAAGGAACAGGAACAAGAAAUAGUUCCUGAAAAUGGUGACGCUACCAUAAAUUACAGUGAAGUUGAAAGUAACGAAUUGUUUGGUGACAGCACUAAAGAUAGUAUGCCUGACACUAAUGAAAUGGUGCUUGAUAAUGAAAACUUACAGGGUGAAAUUAAAGCUGAUAGUGAUGGAAAUAAGAGUGAAAAUGAGGAGAGUAGUGCUUUUAUGAUAAAAAAUGUAGUUAAUGAAAGUAAAAGUGAAGAGAAAAAGAGUGACAGUGAAAGUAGUGAUAUUGGAUCAGACUUUGAUGAAGAUCUGAAACCACCACCAGCACCUAGACCACCACCUAUGUAUGAUAGUGAAGAUGGGGAUAUAGAAUCUGGACCAGAAAAUGAAGAUUUCAAUGGUUCAGCAAUGAGUAAUGAACCUUUGAGAGAUUUUGAAUCUUCUAGAGAAAUAUCUAGAGAGAUUUCUAGAGAUUUUGAAAGUUCACGAGAAAUUGAUGAUAGUGUUAAAACUAAUGAAUAUGUAAAUUCUGUAGAUACUUCUACUCCAAAAGACACUGUACCACAUAGUGUUGGUACACCUGGAUCAGUAAAUCCAUAUAAUAGAAAUGACUCUGUCAAUAAUGAGCAUGAGAAUCCACUUUCACAUCAUAGCAGUGUUCCUCAUACACCAUCUCAUAACAGUGUGCCACCUACCCCAUCAGCUAAUCAAGAAUUUCAGGAAUCUCGAAGCAUUGAACAUCAAACUGGUGACCGUAUUAUGAAAAACCCAGUUCAGGGACAAACAAAUGAAGAGAAUACUGAUGAAAGUUCAAUGCCAGAGGUAGAUAAAGAUUACGUAGGGCGAUUUUUUGAAGAGAUCCAAUGUAACCAGUCUGAAGGUCAGAUUAAUCGGUUGAGUAGUAUGGAUGAAAACCCCAAAUCUCAGGAUAAAAUUGUGGAAGCACCAAGAAGUGAUAGCGGUGUGCCAUCUUCAUUAACAUCAAAUCAGACAGAAGGUAGUAUGCAGAUGCAGUCGCCACCUGCUGAUUUAUCACACAAGAGAAUGGACCUGAUUUCUCCGGAGCGUGCUCCGGAGUUGUACCAGCCUCGAAGUGUCGAAAGUGUUCACAAUCGUUCAUCCGAAAGAAUUCCAAGUGUGCCAUCCUUUGAUCCGCAGUAUGCUGGUAAUCCUUUAGAUGCAUACAGUGCAUCUGUUCCGCCGAGAGAUACAAUAUUACGUCAGCCAGAACAAAGUAAGGCUCCAAGCCCACCAAUCACAAGUACCAGUUUUAUGAGAUUUCCUGACAGUGAGGCUAUGCUUCAGCGUCAAAGAAUGUCGUCUGCUUCAUACGAUCGUAAUCUUCAAAACCUUCAUCGUAUAGCUGAAGGGCCUCUCCCACAUAAUAAUAGUUCUUCUCCAUUACUUAGGCAUGUACCAGGCAGAGAGGAAAUGUUUUCAGGAGCUGCAGCUGGUGUCACGGGCUCUAUGUCAAGAAAUCCAUUUCAUAGCUCUUGGACAGGUCAGGAUGUUCGACCACCACACUGGGGUCAUCCGACAUAUUUACAGCAGCAAGCUGGAUCUGCAUCUUCAUCCCUGUUUGGAAAAGAUGCUUAUCUCCCAGGUAGAGACUUUAUGUUUGACCCAUCGCGAGCAGCUGCCGAAAGAAAUAUGUUUUCAACUUUGUCGUCUGCUCAUUCUCAGCGUCCAGAAAUUCCCCAUGACACUUUUCAGUUUGACCGUUUUGACCUUGGUAGUUACCUAAGUAGUCAUGGUUACAAUGCAGCACCAUCACUCCCGGUUGACUACACAAGAAGUGCUCACAGCUCGUCACAAAAAUCUCUAGAUGAACGUUAUCGACAACCAUCAACGGCUGUAACUGAUUUUAGAUCUCUACCUCCAACUUCAAGUGCUUCAGAGAUGUUUGGAAUGAACAGUUCAUUUAAUUUGGAAAAAUUUUAUUCUCGCGAUCCUAUGUAUCAUUCUCAACACAUCACAGACAACACAAAUAAUCCAUUUUUGCCUGGUGUACCGUCACAACAUUCAGUGUUUGGUCGAGAUUACCCGCAUCGUAGUUUCUAUACUCAAAAUACACCAUAUCCAUUUAUGAACAUGAACGAUAAAAACUAUACAUCUGCCUCGGCAAAACUUGCGCACUCUUCGGAUAGCGUGAAUCCUCAGCGUGAUCUAGUUCCGGUUCCGAGGCCCAAUAUGACAGCACCGGAUGCACAGUUGCAGGAUCCAUACAGACAUCAUAGUUCUAUGUUGUAUAAUAUGAUGAAUAAGUAUUUCUAGACGAUGUUGUACCUGUUAGAAUUGUAGUUAAAGAAGUUUCAGCUAAAUUGUCUAUGUUAAUUGUAAUUAUUGCUGCAAUAGGCUUGGAAAAAAAUCAUGUAAAUUGUCAUGGUCAUUUUACACAUUUUCAUUGCAUUUUUCACAUAUUCAUAGUCAUUUUACACAUUUUAGGCAUCAUUUUUCACAUUUUCAUCUACCGUCACAACUGAAGGAGGUUAAUUAUUUUCUUCUGUAACCAUUUAUGUACUGUAGAUUCUUCAUAGUUUUGUAAAAUCAGGUUUUUGUUUUCCAGUAUCAGUCUUAUUGUGGGACGUUCAUGUAACCUAGCAGAAGUUUAAACAUAAAUGUUUAGAGAAAUUUUCCAUUUGUUUCAUUUUAAAUAGAAAUUUUCAGUAUGCCACAGUUGACAGAAUGUAACAUAAGAAUAUAAAUAAAAUAGAAUGCCACAUUAAUCUUUGCAAUACAAUGUGAGAAUAUGCAUGUAGUGUAAAAUUACAUUGUGAAAAUAUGAACACAGUGUAAGAAUAUUGUACGAGAAUAUGAAUAUUGUGUAAGUGUAUAUUUAUUUUCUUACACUUCUAUGUAGUGAUUUUUGCUCCAUGCAGAAAUUAAAAUGAGCAUGUCUGAAGAUCCUGAGCAACAAAAAAAGAAAAGAAAAACUGUUCUUUAAGUCACACAGUUGUUAAGUUUUUACUUUAAAAAGCAAUACUGUUGGUUGAUAUUUUUUGUUAUUUGAUUAAGUUCUGGAAUAAAUGUUUCUGCUUUCUACAUGAUUUAUACAUAAUAAUCCAUAAUUUGCUGAUAUUUCAUUAAAGUAAUACUUAAUUUUUUUUGAUGACAUGGAAUAGUUCAGCUGAAAUACUGGGUAUAUUUGAAAAUCUGAGUGUGCGUUAAAAAAUAAUGCCAGCUAUACAUGCUAAACUAUACGUUUUUUGAUCGACACUAUAUUUGGUAAAUUUUACUGAUGAAGAUUCUGUUGAUGUAUUAAUAUGAAGUAAAAAUAUCCCUGUUUCACUUCAGUCAAUAUAGUAAUGAUUUUUUGUUGGCUAAAAGUUAAAAUAUGAUUUUGAAUUUUUACUAUGAAAGUUGUUGUUCAACAUUAAGAGAUAAUUCUGAAAAUAUCUUUUUUUAAGAUUUUAUUUUGCAAAAAGCAAUGUUCAUUAUAUUUUUUAUGCAGAUCAUUGUAAUUUUAAGCAUGUCACCUUACUUGAAAUCAUUUUGGAAAUUUUAUCAGCUCAUCUACUCAAGAACUUAACAUGUUCAGUUUUGGAAGUACUUGUAAUUACGAAUUUCAGGUUCUUUGAAUUAUAACAGUGGAUUACAUUAUAUGUUUUAAACAGUGGGAUUAUCAUGUAAUAAUUUUCACCAUUAACACACUUGAAAGCAAAGAAUAUAAAUAAUAGGUGAUAAGAUUUUUUUUUUGAAAAAUGCAUCAAUAAGAUUAAUGAAUUAUUCAUUAACGUGACGUCAUGAUUUUGCAUGUGACAUUGCCUAGUGUGCAUGACAUUGCUCGGGUAAAACUGGUAUAAUUAGAUUAAAAUCAUUGAAAAGACAUGAAAUAGGAGGGAAGUUUGUUUGCUUUAUGUAAAAUUGGUAUAUCUUCCACACAUUGACACUGUAUUUUUGUGCCAUUCGUAAACAUGUUGCAUCGAAUGUUUACUUUGGAAAAGAGAUUUCAUUCUCAUGCUGGGCAGAAUUUUCCUUUGUUUUACACCCAUGGCUCACAUGCUGUAAUUUAUGAAUGAAUGCGUAUAUUCAUAUGCUAUGAUUAUGAAAUUCUGCUUAAAAGAAAAGCUUUUUUUUUUCUUGUCAUCUUUAAGACUUUCAUCUAAGAUUUGAAGAAUAUUGUAUAGAAGAAGAAUCUACAACUGGUUGUAGAUGGAAAUGUCCACGUUCUGGACAGAUGUUUUGCAGUAAGUGGGCAGAGCCUCAUCUCCACCUAAACAGUUGCCCUUGAGCCAGAUAUUUCAGUCUGCACCUUAAACCUGUAAAAGGUUCUUACAGUCUUACACCAGAGCAGUCUAAUAUGCUCUGUGUAAGCUUCGACCAAAGAAACUGAACUGACAUUAAUGUCAUUUAUUUAUGAUGUACAUUAAACGUUUAAACUAAGGCUAUGAAAUGUCUUGAACAGAUUUUUUGUAAGGUGGCAUUUCAAAGUCUUUUUAGUUCUAAUUGAAAUUUUUACUUCUUUCUUUAACAAAGAAAAUCUUGUUCUUUCAAUAAUGAAAUUAUUGAAAAAGUCUUCUAUUUAUGUACAUAAAUUUUAUUUUUGCAUAUCAAAAAUGCCUGGCAUUGAAAACCCCAAAUUUUUAACCGAAAGUUUUAAUGGCAUGUAAAUUUUAUACAUUUUAGUGUUACAUGGUAAAUUAUGUAAUAUUUGUUGUGAAUUUUUAAUUAACACUUGUCGUUUAUUGACACUGCUUAUUGUUUUUUAGUGUGGACGAUUUUACCAAAGUUUACCACAAGGAUGCCAUAUGAUCAAAUUUUUAUGUAAAAUAUUAGUAUGUGUAUUAUAUGUUUUUUAUUUUGUAAAUUGUAAACUUUUUUGUAAAUAUUUUGUGCAUAGUAUACAGUCUUAGAACAAAACUUGUAUGCAUCUCACGGAUUUAGAUAAUCGUUUACAUGGUAUUUAUUAUUGACUACUGUAAGAUCAGAUUUUUUCGAAAGGCUAAAGGCUCUCUAUGUUUAAAAUUAGAACUUAUUGUGUAAUAUAAUAUUAAUUUUUACAGAAAAGUUUUAAGACAAAAUUGUAAAAGGCUGUUUAUAACAGUGUUUGCAACUUGCUUAUUGAAAAGAAAAAUGAGAAACAGAAAAAAAAGGAAAAUGGUUUGAAAGGAAAUAUGGUAUUUGGUAAUAUGUCAUUACUGGUAUACACCUGUAAUGGUCAAUGAUCACAUUUUAUCACAGUUUACAGAGUGUAAUUUCUACCACAAUACUGAUUUUUGGAAGUAAAAGUUGUUCAGACUAAGAUUUCAAAACACAGUUCGGGGAAAUGUUAAAAAAAUUUUUGUAAAGUAUUUAAAUUUUGUUUCAGAUGUUCUGUAUGAACACUAUUGAAAACAAGAAUAACACUGUCAUGAAUACAAACAGUUCAGAAAUAAAGUGAAAAUAAAACCUGCUCGAACAUUUCUGAUUUUACAGUAAUUAGAGCUUUAAGCAAAGCAAAUAAAUGUUUUGUUAGUUACAAACAAGCCUUACUGUUGUCUCAGAACUGUAGUAUCUUAUUUGAUAAUAAGUCACUGAACUCACACAUAAAUCUGCUUAAUUUUUCUUAGAAAACCACAUUUAUGGGGUGUCUUUUUCCAAGAAGUAUUGUGGUUUAUGGACUUUUUUUUUCUGAGAAACUUGUUUGUAGGGACUACUUCCGUGUUCAAAUAAUGGACAUUUGUAGAAUUUUUUUCUGAUAUCAGUGCUUAAGGUAGGUUGUAUGAUACUGAAUAUUAUUUUGGUUUCCCUUGAAGACUUUCUUUUGAAAAUCACUAUAUUUUGAUGUAAAUUUAGAGGCAGGCCCCUCUAAAAUAUUUUAAUAUUAAAUCCUGGGUUAAUUUUUCUAUCUAGUCCAAUAGUAAGAGCACAAAGCUUUCAAGUUGAUAUGUUUGAAUCCAUAGCUAGGAAUAUCUUUAAGGUUGAACCGCUUGUAUUGAAUGAAUGACAAUUUACUGUUCAGUAGAUGUCUGCUCUAAUACAAUUCACUAAAGACAAUGCCUUAAUGGCCCUUCAUUCUCCACCACUGAUACAUAUGAAGAAGUUGUAAGUCACAUACAGAGAACAAAAAAUUCUAGUGAGAAAUACAGGAGCAUUGGUUUAGUUUACUUCUGAAAUAUUGUUGAAAAGUGGUGCAUUAUCCAACAAACAAACGUACACUUCAAAAGUUCAGUUCUGUUUCAAGUAUAAUUUCAGUGUCCCAUACAUAGUUGCCCUUCAUCCACUUCUGCUCCGGACAAACAUUUUCACCCAAAAGAAACGGCAAAAUGAGGUACUUGUCCAGUAGUUAAAACAUUGCUUUAGUUUUAUCAGCCUUCAGUAUGACAAAGCGGCACAGAUUUUUAUAAAUUCUAAAUAUAUUUUCUGAACUUUACAGUGCUGUCAUCUAGCCUGCUUAAGUCUAGACUUUAACAGAUGGGCAGUAAAAAAUUAGCUCUGUUUUGCUGCUUUAAUCCUGACUCAAGUAUGUUAGAGAACUGGACUAACCACAGCCACCUGUUGUUUUGUUUCUUUAAAUGUAUUUUACUUGGCAUCAACGCUGUUUGAAUUCUACUACUUUUUUACGAUAAAAGGAAAGUUUUCAGUUUGGAAUCUGUGUACCUAUUUGGUAAGAAACCUUUUCAGAUAUAUUCAAUUUUACAAAUUGUCACUGUAAAGAACAAAACGCAUUAUUUUGAAAGAAAUAGAGCAUCUGAGUUGCUUAUGUACAGUAUCAACAUUUCUGUAUGGUGCCUUGACAUGAUACGAGUUACACUUCUUUUGUUUUUCUUGAUGGCAAAUAGACAUUUCAUAUCAAACUAAGGUAUUCAUAGUUUUUUUCUGUCAUAAAUAUUGUAUUUGUUGCAUUCAAACAUAAUACUUACAAAAAAUUUGUCUAGGUGAUAACAUUACAUUUUUUGCAAUAUUGCUAGAGUCCAAAUGUUAUAUUCUAUAGUGUUUGUCAAAGGACUGAUUAUCUUAAUUAAUGAUUUUAAUUCUUUUGCAAAAGCUUUUCAUUUACAUGCAUGAACACUUACAAUGAGAUUGUAAAUAUUCUCAGAUUCCUUGUGAGGAGAUGUUAUUCUGUUUUUAGUUCACCUGUCACAAAGUGACAAGGUGAGCUUUUGUGAUCGUGCAGCGUCCGUCGUGCAUCCGUCCGUGCGUGCGUGCGUGCGUAAACUUUUGCUUGUGACCACGCUAGGAGUCACAUUUUUCAUGGGAUCUUUAUGAAAGUAAGUCAGAAUGUUCACCUUGAUGAUAUCUAGGUCAAGUUUGAAACUGGGUCACGUGUGGUCAAAAACUAGGUCAGUAGGUCUAAAAAUAGAAAAACAUUGUGACCUCUCUAGAGGCCAUAUAUUUCACAAGAUCUUCAUAAAAAUUGCUCAGAAUGUUCAACUUGAUGAUAUCUAGGUCAAGUUCGAAACUGGGUCACGUGCCAUCAAAAACUAGGUCAGUAGGUCAAAUAAUAGAAAAACCUUGUGACCUCUCUAAAGGCCAUAUUUUUCAUGGGAUCUUUAUGAAAGUUGGUCAGAAUGUUCACCUUGAUGAUAUCUAGGUCAAGUUUAAAACAGGGUCACGUGCGGUCAAAAACUAGGACAGUAGGUCUGAAAAUAGAAAAACCUUGUGACCUCUCUAGAGGCCAUAUAUUUCACAAGAUCUUCAUGAAAAUUGGUCAGAAUGUUCAUCUUGAUGAUAUCUAGAUCAGAUUUGAAACUGGGUCACGUGCCUUAAAAAACUAGGUCAGUAGGUCAAAUAAUAGAAAAACCUUGUGACCUCUGUAAAGGCCAUAGUUUUCAUGGGAUCUGUAUGAAAGUUGGUCUGAAUAUUCAUCUUGAUGAUAUCUAGGUCAAGUUCGAAACUGGGUCACAUGCGGUCAAAAACUAGGUCAGUAGGUCUAAAAAUAGAAAAACCUUGUGACCUCUCUAGAGGCCAUACUUGCGAAUGGAUCUUCAUAUAAAUUGGUCAGAAUGUUCAUCUUGAUGAUAUCUAGGUCAAGUUCGAAAGUGGGUCACAUCUCUUCAAAAAGUAGGUCAGUAGGUCAAAUAAUGAAAAAACCUUGUGACCUCUCUAGAGGUCAUAUUUUUUAUGGGAUCUGUAUGAAAGUUGGUCUGAAUGUUUAUCUUGAUGAUAUAUAGGUCAGGUUAGAAACUGGGUCAACUGCGAUCAAAAACUAGGUCAAUAGGUCUUAAAAUCGAAAAACCUUGUGACCCCUGUAGAGGCCAUACCCUUGAAUGGAUCUUCAUGAAAAUUGGUCAGAAUGUUCACCUUGAUGAUAUCUAGGUCAGAUUGAAACUGGGUCACAUGCCAUCAAAAACUAGGUCAGUAGGUCAAAUAAUAAAAAAGCCUUGUGACCUCUCUAGAGGCCAUACUUUUCAUGGGAUCUGUAUGAAAGUUGGUCUGAAUGUUCAUCUUGAUGAUAUCUAGGUCAAGUUCGAAACUGGGUCAACUGCGGUCAAAAACUAGGUUAUUAGGUCUAAAAUUUGAAAAAUCUUUUGACCUCUCUAGAGGCCAUAUCUUUCAAUGGAUCUUCAUGAAAAUUGGUCAGAAAUUUUAUCUUGAUGAUAUCUAGGUCAAGCUCAAAACUGGGUCACAUGAGCUCAAAAACUAGGUCACUUUGUCAAAUAAUAGAAAAAACGACGUCAUACUCAAAACUGGGUCAUGCGGGAACAGGUGAGCGAUUCAGGACCAUCAUGGUUCUCUUGUUUAAGUCAAAGCUCACUUGAAGCAUUGGUUCUUUCCAUAAUUGGCCCUAGGGUGCUUUGAUUUGAGAAUACAUGUAAUGUGCUAUGUUAGCUGUUAAGACUGGUAUUUUAAAAACAUGAUCUGUUGCUUAUAUAUUUGACUGAAAAAUUAAGCAAACUGACCUUUCUAUGAAAAUCAGCUAUUCUAGGGAAAACUGUGAGUUUUCAACUAUGGCUCAGUAUUAAGUCGAAGAAAUGGCAAUGCAUGUCUUUCGUGCAUGAUUUCACUGUAUUUAAAGGAUAAAUUAUCACAGAAAAGCAGUUAAAGUACAUUUUGUAUAUAAAGGGCUGUCAUAGUAACCACGAUACUGAAGUAUUGACAAUAUGGUAAAGUUGAUAAUAUAUUUAUACAGUAUACAGGAAUAGUUGUACGAUUAGAAAAAGAAUAAUUAAAAAGAAAAGAUGGAAAGAAAAAUCCCUUGAAUAUUCAGAAGAGAAAAAAAUAUAUCUAUGAAACCUGA
Messenger RNA from Mercenaria mercenaria, 12653 nucleotides. Its product is annotated as titin homolog. Gene Ontology annotation, biological process: regulation of transcription by RNA polymerase II. Gene Ontology annotation, molecular function: RNA polymerase II transcription regulatory region sequence-specific DNA binding; DNA-binding transcription factor activity, RNA polymerase II-specific. The record is from RefSeq and is a predicted model, not a curated record. Lineage: Eukaryota; Metazoa; Mollusca; Bivalvia; Venerida; Veneridae. Bases 197 to 5767 code for a protein of 1856 amino acids. Gene Ontology annotation, cellular component: nucleus. The transcript is spliced from 4 exons.